Carlito syrichta (Philippine tarsier) is the source of this 4228-nucleotide messenger RNA. It is a transcript of the gene MPHOSPH9, whose product is annotated as M-phase phosphoprotein 9. Gene Ontology annotation, cellular component: centriole. The transcript has 24 exons. Bases 308 to 3814 code for a protein of 1168 amino acids. Lineage: Eukaryota; Metazoa; Chordata; Mammalia; Primates; Tarsiidae. The record is from RefSeq and is a predicted model, not a curated record.
GACGCGCGCGCCACGCCCGGCUGUCUCCGCCCCCUUCCGCGCAGCCAAUCGCAGGCGAGACGCCGGGCGCGCGCACGCUGCCUCGAGUUUAACGGUCGCAAGAGGCCGCUCGCCUGACCCUCACAUCGGCAGUGGGAGCGGCGGUCAGACUCUCUUGGAAGUUUAGGCUAUUUCACAGUUCUGAAUGUUAGCAACGGAAAAUGAUGGUAGACGAUGAAGCAUCUGAAGAUGACUCCGGAUUCAGUUUCCGCAAACAGUCAAAGAACCCUUAUUUUCAAAUAAGAGAGUAUCACAAUUUCUGUACAUUAUGGAAGAUUUUGACUUGGUGAAAACCUUACAAAAAACUUCAUCUGUAGAGUCUGAUACAAAUUCUCCCCAUUCUCUUGGGCUGAACUUAAAUACUAAUAGAAGUAGUCCCCACCUUUGUACAAAUGGGAUAUCCUCUUUCUCAGGGAAGACCAGACCAUCUGUAAUUCAAGGGACGGUUGAAGUCCUAACUUCUUUAAUGCAAGAGCUACAAAACGGUGAAAAGACUGAUCUUAAGCUUUGGAAAAAUUGUGAGACCAGGUGGUUACAACUUUUCAAUUUGGUGGAAAAACAAUGUCAAGAACAGAUAGUUGCUCAGCAGGAACAAUUCCACAACCAGAUUCAACGUAUACAAGAGGAGAUAAGAAAUUUAGUCAAAUUACAGACCACUAAUGCUUCCUGGGUUUCCUACAGUAGUAGUUCUUUAAGCAAACAAGUAUCUUCAGAAAGUCAAAUGGGUUUUUUUUCUGAAAACAGUGAGAGAAAUGAAUCUGUUACCAGUUAUCCUAGAUCUAAAGAAUCUGAAAUGCAGCAAGAAACAUCCACAUCACAACCAGACUGCAAUGUGGACAGUAGCUCAGUGAGCAGUGGGUAUGGUACCUUUUGUGUCUCAGAAUUAAAUGCAUACAAAUCUAAAGAGCCUGCAGAGUUCAUGGAGCACACAGACGUUUCCAAAGGACAGUAUGUAGCACCUGUGGUGCAGACAGAUUCACUCGUAGAUGAUUUGAACAGCAAGAGUUUUUAUAUACAGAAUACAGGAGAGUUUUGUGCAUCUUUAAAGGAAGAUGUUUCCAUUUUUCCUGAUGAAUUUGAACCUAAUUUUCCUGGUGAAAAUAAGAUUUCUGAAGUAUACAGUGGGAAAACAAAUAGUAAACAUAUAACAUCAUGGGCACAAAAGCUGAAGCAGAACCAACCUAAGAAAGCACAUGGAGAAGAUGGAUGUUCAAGAUCUAAGCAAGGAAAUGAGCAAAGCAAGGAACCACCACUUGAGAAAUCUGAUUUCGCUGCUGCUACACAUCCUUGUGCUUUUUACCUCAGUAAACCAGAUGAAACUCCAAAUGCCUGGAUGUCUGAUUCAGGAACAGGACUAACUUACUGGAAAUUGGAGGAGAAGGACAUGUAUCACUCUUUGCCCGAAACUUUAGAGAAGACAUUUGUACCAUUGUCCUCCACAGAUUUGUUACCCAGCCAGUCUAAUACUUGUAAUGAGAUGAAGCUACCAUCACUGAAGGAUAUAUAUCAUAAAAAACAAAGGGAAAACAAGCAGUUACCUGAGAGGGAUCUCACAUCUGCUUCCAACCCAAAUCAUCCACCAGAGGUCCUGACUCUAGAUCCAACAUUGCAUAUGAAGCCAAAUCAGCAGAUUUCAGGGAUUCAACCACAUGGCUUUUCGAAUGCCCUUGAUGACAGGAUAUCCUUUUCACCAGACUCUGUUCUAGAACCUAGUAUGUCUAGUCACUCUGACAUAGACUCAUUUUCGCAAGCAAGUAAUGUCGCUUCUCAGCUAUAUGGAUUCCCAAAAUAUCCUUCAAGUACAAAAGCUUCACUGGCGGACUCUUGGAAAAAUCAUACAUUCCAGAAUGAAAGUAGAACCAGUUCCACGUUUCCUUCAGUAUAUACCAUAACUAGUAAUGACAUCUUGGUCAACACUGUAGAUGAAGAAAACCCUGUCAUGGUCACUUCGGCCUCAGUCAGUCAGUCUCAGCUCCCAGGUACAGCCAACAGUGUCCCAGAGUGCAUUUCACUGACUUCCUUGGAAGAUCCUGUGAUAUUGUCUAAGAUUAGGCAGAAUCUGAAGGAAAAGCAUGCUCGACACAUAGCGGAUCUUCGAGCUUAUUAUGAAUCAGAAAUACAUAGUUUGAAACAGAAGCUGGAGGCAAAAGAAAUUUCUGCAGUUGAAGAUUGGAAGAAAACCAAUCAAAUUCUUGUAGACAGAUGUGGCCAAUUAGAUAGUGCUUUGAGUGACGCUACUAGUCGUGUGAGAACACUUGAAAAUAAGAAUAACUUACUGGAAAUCGAAGUGAAUGAUUUGAGAGAACGCUUCAGCGCAGCCAGCAGUGCCUCCAAAAUUUUGCAGGAACGAAUUGAGGAAGUGAGAACUAGUAAUAAAGAAAAAGAUAAUACCAUCAUUCGACUAAAAUCUAGAUUGCAGGAUUUAGAAGAAGCCUUUGAAAAUGCUUACAAACUCUCAGAUGAUAAAGAAGCUAGACUAAAACAAGAAAACAAAAUGUUUCAAGAUCUUUUAGCAGAGUACGAGUCCCUUGGAAAAGAACACGGAAGAGUAAAGGAUACAUUAAAUGCAACUGAGAACAAAUUGCUUGAUGCACAUACUCAGAUUUCUGAUUUAAAAAGAGUGAUCUCAAAACUUGAAGCUCAAGUCAAGCAAGUAGAACAUGAAAAUAUGUUAAGUCUUCGUCAUAAUUCUAAAACUUAUACAAGACCUUCACGUGCCAAUACAUUGGCGACUUCAGACGUCAGCAGGCGGAAGUGGCUGAUUCCAGGUGCAGAGUAUUCUAUCUUUACUGGCCAGCCUUUGGACACCCAGGACUGUAAAGUGGAUGACCAACUGGAGGAAACCUGUAUCCCUGGGUCAAGUUUACUGAUAAAAACACAAAGAGAGACUACAGAUACACCCAUCAUGAAAGCUUUAAAAGAAUUUGAUGAAGAAAAAAUAUUUAAAAAUUGGGGGACACAAACAGAGAAAGAAGACACCUCAAAUAUGAAUCCUCGACAAACUGAAACUUCAGUCAAUGCAAGUCGUUCCCCAGAGAAAGGUGCCCAACAGAGACAAAAGAGACUUAAUCCUGCCUCACAGAGAUCAUCAUCUUUACCACCUUCAAAUCGUAAAUCAAGUGUUCCAACAAAAAGAGAGAUUAUGUUAACACCAGUGACUGUGGCUUAUAGUCCAAAGCGAUCCCCUAAAGAAAACUUGUCCCCAGGAUUUAGUCAUCUGCUUAGCAAAAAUGAAAGUAAUCCAGUUCGAUUUGAUAUACUUUUGGAUGAUUUAGAUACUGUUCCUGUGUCUACAUUACAACGUACCCAUCCAAGAAAACAACUCCAGUUUCUUCCUCUAGCUGAUGACUCAGAAGAAAAAAAAUAUUCUGAGAGGGCCAUCGCCAACCAUGUUAAUCAUAGCUCUUGCCCUGAACUGUUGCCAAAUGGAGUGAAAAAAGUACCUGUGAGACCAGCCUGGGAGAAGAAUAAAUCAGUUAGUUAUGAACAGUGUGAGCCUGUUUCAGUAACCCCACAGGGUAAUGAUUUUGAAUAUACAGCAAAAAUUAGAACCCUAGCUGAAACGGAACGUUUUUUUGAUGAACUUACAAAAGAAAAGGACCAGAUUGAGGCAGCAUUAAGCCGGAUGCCUUCUCCUGGAGGACGAAUCACUUUACAGACAAGACUAAAUCAGGAAGCCUUGGAAGAUCGUUUGGAAAGGAUUAAUCGAGAACUGGGUUCAGUUCGCAUGACACUAAAGAAAUUUCAUGUUCUGCGCACCUCUGCAAAUCUUUGAGAUUUGUAGCCAUUAAAUUUUGAGACAGUUUUGUUUGCACUAAUGUAUAAUUAUGCACUCAGAAAAGGCAAACUAUUUUGUAUUGUUUAUAAGCCUUCUUCAGACAGUAGUUUUACAAUCAUGCUAUUCUUACACUUGCUAUUUUAUACUUCAAAUGGCCACAUAUUUUCAAGAUAUUUUUGUUAUGCUCAGGAAUCUCUUGUAUAUUUUACUAUUUAAAAAGUGUUAUUUUUAAAUAGUAUAUGUCUCCAAUUUAUAUCAAGAAUAAGAAAAUAUAAACAGGGGAGGCAGCUUGUUUCUAAACAAAUAGUGUUAUCCUUUUACAAUUAACUUUGCACACUGAUUUUAUAAACUUGUUCUAAACUGUAAAUAUGGUUCAUUUUUUUUAAAAUAAAGCUUAACAGCUUCCAUAAU